AUGCUCUGGGUGAACUUGAUUAUGGACACAUUGGCCUCCUUGGCCCUAGCCACCGAAACUCCUUCAGAAGAACUCCUUGAACGAGCGCCUUACGGUCGUACCAAACCCAUUAUCGGUCGGCCCAUGAUCAAAGCCAUCGGUGGCCAAGCAAUUUACCAACUCACCGUCAUCUUCUACCUAAUUUUCGCGGGUGAAAUUUUACUGGACGUGGAUAGUGGAAGAGGUCUGUCGGACCAAGGACAAAAUCGUCCAACUGAGCACUUCACUGUUAUCUUUAACACCUUUGUCCUAAUGACGCUGUUCAAUGAGCUCAAUGCGAGAAAGAUUCACGGUCAGAGAAAUGUCUUUGAGGGUUUGCAUCGAAAUCUCCUCUUUGUGGGCAUCUGGGUAACUACGUUUAUUCUACAAGUGAUCAUUGUACAGUUUGGCGGAUAUGCCUUCUCUACACAUCCUCUGAAUGUUGAACAGUGGUUAUGGUGUAUUUUCUUUGGUCUUGGCUCUCUAAUUUGGGGACAGUUGGUGAUUUCAAUACCGGUUUGGGUUGUGCCUAAGCACAUUCUGCCACGCCGCAAGAAGAAGACAGUUGCGCGGAAAUCUGUCAUGUAUCAAGAAGUUGCCAUGGCUCCUGAAGGUGGUUUAAUAUCAGCACCUGACCAAUUAGGUGGUGGAGUUCCAGGCGCUGGAGCAGGAUUGGUGUCUACAGUUUUGGCUCCACAAAUGGUUCGACCUUUGAACUCUGAUGAGGAGAGUGAACUCUCUGAUUCUGAGGUCGAGUCUGAGAGUGAAGAAUCUGGAGCUGAAGAUACUGGAUCUGGUGAUCUGAAGAGCACGGGUCAGAUCCUCUGGAUUCGUGGCUUGUCUAGACUACAAACACAGGCCACUAGGGAUCAUGAUUUAGAUCACCGUAGUGACGAGUUCAUGGGUCGUGUACGCCGGUUCACAUUAAGUCAAAUCAAUACCGAGGGAAUGCAGCAUCCCUUGGUGUUGGCCGCACGUCGACAAAGUAUCAACGCUUCACAGGGGGGAGAUGAGAGUCGUCCCGCGAUUCAAAAUCGCUAUGGAGGGAUCAGCAGUCUGGAGGAAGAACCGGAAGAAUCGGUAGAUGAUGAAUCAGAUCGAUAA
Messenger RNA from Rodentolepis nana, 1122 nucleotides. NCBI's taxonomy places the organism in Eukaryota, Metazoa, Platyhelminthes, Cestoda, Cyclophyllidea, Hymenolepididae. The record is from the annotation of a GenBank genome assembly.